Molecule: messenger RNA, 486 nt
Organism: Rasamsonia emersonii CBS 393.64
Lineage: Eukaryota; Fungi; Ascomycota; Eurotiomycetes; Eurotiales; Trichocomaceae
Product: Peptidylprolyl isomerase
Exons: 1
Coding region: 1-486 (161 amino acids)
Biological process (GO): protein peptidyl-prolyl isomerization
Molecular function (GO): peptidyl-prolyl cis-trans isomerase activity
Source: RefSeq, a predicted model, not a curated record
AUGCGCCUCCUCACCACCAUCUCCACGCUCCUGCUCGCCCUGAGCCUGAGCACCACUGCAGCCACGGCCGCCGAGCUCAAAAUCGAAAAGACGCACGAGGUCGAGUGCAAGCGCAAGACGCAGAACGGCGACACCGUCCACAUGCACUACCGCGGCACGCUGGCGUCUGACGGGUCGCAGUUCGACGCCAGCUAUGACCGGGGCACGCCGCUGACUUUUAAGCUGGGUACUGGGAGGGUGAUCAAGGGGUUAGUUUUGCAGGAAACAAAAAACGAGGGUCUGGACGUUUUGCUGACUUUUUUUUUGUGUCUGCGCAGAUGGGAUCGAGGACUCCUCGAUAUGUGCAUCGGCGAGAAGCGCAAGCUUACUAUUCCCCCUGAAUACGGGUACGGUGAUCGUGGUAUUGGGCCGAUUCCGGGCGGGGCGACGCUUAUUUUUGAGACGGAGCUUGUGGGUAUUGACGGUGUGAGUAAGGAUGAGCUGUAA